Molecule: messenger RNA, 684 nt
Organism: Morus notabilis
Lineage: Eukaryota; Viridiplantae; Streptophyta; Magnoliopsida; Rosales; Moraceae
Product: V-type proton ATPase subunit G
Exons: 4
Coding region: 103-435 (110 amino acids)
Biological process (GO): proton transmembrane transport
Cellular component (GO): vacuolar proton-transporting V-type ATPase complex
Molecular function (GO): proton-transporting ATPase activity, rotational mechanism
Source: RefSeq, a predicted model, not a curated record
AGAUCAAACACGUAGCAAUUGAGUCUGUAGUGGAUUCUUGAGUCUUGACCAGACAGACAGUCGACACCGAUUUCUCAGUUGAAUUAGCAAAUCGAAGCAAGUAUGGAAAGCAGCAGGGGACAGAAUGGAAUUCAACAACUGCUAGCUGCUGAACAAGAAGCCCAGCAAAUUGUUCAUGCUGCCAGAAAUGCAAAAAUGGUUAGAUUGAAGCAAGCUAAAGAAGAAGCCGAGAAAGAGGUUGCUGAGUUUCGUGCCAGAAUGGAAGCUGAAUUUCAGAGAAAACUUGCAGAGAGCAGUGGAGAUUCAGGUGCUAAUGUGAAGCGUCUUGAGCAAGAGACAGAGGCAAAGAUCCAUCACCUAAAGAACGAGGCUGCAAGAAUUUCACACGAUGUCGUACAAAUGCUUCUGAAAUAUGUGACAACCGUGAAGAGCUAAGAUCGCCAAGAAGCUUUGAUGAACUAUAAAAUGCUUGAAUACUCUCCCUUUUUCAGUCUGUAUUUUUUGAAGUGAGAAUGAUUAUUGCGUGGUAACGAAAUUGAGAUGCGUUUUGUUAUGACAUGUAUGCUUAUUAGUUGUAUUGGUUGAUUAUGUUGUACUAUGAUUAACACAAUAAAAGGCAACUUAUGCUGUUUGUUCCAAUGAAUAAAAAGUUGGUACCUCUUGUUAUUAGUACUUUACUGGCAU